UAAUGUCGACGCUUCGUGUAGCUUUGGUACAGUUGUACGGUCGUCCAACGAAGAAGGAGUGUAUUGCAAAUGCGAUCACACAAAUCCGGCUAGCAAAGGAUCGCGGUGCACAGUUGAUUAUACUACCGGAGUGCUUUAACUCUCCGUACAGUACGGCCGAAUUUGGACGGUAUGCUGAAGAGAUUCCACGUGGUGAAACGAGCCUCGCAUUGGCUAAGGUAGCGGCCGAGCUGGGUAUAUAUUUGGUCGGUGGUACAUUCCCGGAACUUGACGGAACCAAGCUGUACAACACCUGCCCGGUAUUUGGACCGAAGGGAGAACUGUUGUGCAAGUACCGGAAGAUGCAUCUCUUCGACAUGGACAUCCCGGGGCGAUGCACGUUCCAGGAAUCGUCCGUACUGGCCCCUGGUGAUCGAUUGGCAACGUUUUCCAUCGGCACGCUCAAGAUCGGUAUUGGCAUUUGUUGGGACAAGCGGUUCCCCGAGUUGACGGCGUGCUAUCGUCAGCUGGGCUGUGAUAUGAUGAUCUUCCCGUCUGCCUUCGACCCGUACACUGGUCCACUGCAUUGGGAUCUGCUGGGUCGAUCGCGCGCUCUAGACAAUCAGAUGUUCGUGGCGCUAGUGUCACCGGCAAGGGACCCCACGACCGAUUACGUCGCGUACGGUUACUCGCUGCUGUGUGAUCCUUGGGGCCGGGUACUGUGCCGGGCCAAGGAGGAUCAGGAGCUGCUCGUUACCGACAUCGAUCUCAAGCUGUGCGCCGAGAUUAAGCAGCAGAUACCCGUGCUGCGUCAGAAGCGGAGUGAUAUUUACGAAUUAAAGGUUAAGAAAUGAGGCUAGUGGUCGUUUAGCGGUCCGCUUUGGACCACUUACUCCACUUAAUGGUCAAUAACGAGGCACUAAAUAAAUCGUAACAAUC
Molecule: messenger RNA, 918 nt
Organism: Anopheles maculipalpis
Lineage: Eukaryota; Metazoa; Arthropoda; Insecta; Diptera; Culicidae
Product: omega-amidase NIT2-like
Exons: 1
Coding region: 3-833 (276 amino acids)
Biological process (GO): oxaloacetate metabolic process; L-glutamine metabolic process
Cellular component (GO): mitochondrion
Molecular function (GO): omega-amidase activity
Source: RefSeq, a predicted model, not a curated record